Messenger RNA from Spinacia oleracea (spinach), 1820 nucleotides. RefSeq lists its product as uncharacterized. Lineage: Eukaryota; Viridiplantae; Streptophyta; Magnoliopsida; Caryophyllales; Amaranthaceae. The record is from RefSeq and is a predicted model, not a curated record. The transcript is spliced from 10 exons. Bases 104 to 1741 code for a protein of 545 amino acids.
CAAAAAGUAAGUAAUUACAAUUGAUUCUGAUGUUUCGAUUUUAUUUUCGAACUAAAAUGAAAUCUAAUUUUGCUUAUUUUCGUUCUAUUUCAGAAAAACGAAGAUGCCGAAAGAAAAAAAGGAAACGACUGGAAGAUCUAGUGAAGAGCAAAAAAUCGGGAAUGCAAAGCAACCAGACAUGAAGGAAACUGGAAAAUACGAAAUUGAGAAGGAAAUUGAAGCUGAAAAGCAAAUAGACACAUUCCAAGAACAACCACAAAGGUUAAUACUCAAAUUUAAGCGAAGACCAACUAAAUCCCAGCCAGAGGUUCAGAAAGUAUUAAGUGAAGGAGAUGGGAAGGCAUGUACAACUUCUGAGACAGAAGUUCAAAAACCAUUGAGUGAAGGAGAUAAGAAAUCUUCAUCAAAAUCACAGCCUGAAGUUCAAAAAACAUCAAGGGGCAACAACUUACUGAAACAACUUUUAGCAAAGAGCAUAAAGCAGAACAACAAAAAAAAGGCUGCACAAAUGGUAGCUACAGCUGCUGCUGCUGCAAUGGCCAGCAAAGAAGCUGACAAAAGGAUAGAUACAGCUGCCGUUGCAGCACAAAUAGAAGCUGAGAAAAUGGCACCUGCAGCUGAUGCAGAAGACAAAAGAGUCGCUCAGGAAAAGGCGUCUGCAGCUGAGAAAGAAGCCAAAAGAGUGGCUGAGGAAAAGGCAUCUGCAGCUGAUGCAGAAGCGAAAAAACUGGAUGAGGAGAAGGCAUCUGCAGCUGAUGCCCAAAGAGAAGCUGAGCUGAAAGAAGCUGAAAACAAGAGGAUCGAGGCUAAUAAGAAGAAGGAAGAAGAAGAUAAAGCUGAAGCAAUGAAGAAGGAUUUAGAGGAAAGAAAGAAAGAAUAUGAAGAAAAAAUGAGCCAGCUUAUGGCUAAAAACAACAAAGAGUUGAUAGAGGAAGCGGAAAGGAAAGAAGCUGAGAGAAAGAAAAGAGAAGAUGAGAGAAAGAAAAAAGAAGACGAUGAUGCCACAAAAGCAAUUGCCAUGGUGGUUGAAAGUGUAAAUGCUUCAGAGAGUGAAGCUCAAACCAUUGGUGGUAAAGGCACAAAAAGAGGAAAGAAGACAACAGCUACCAAGAAGAACACCAUUCUAAGUAUUACUAUGGAUGAAGAACUACAAAAGAAGUUGCACAACAUAUCAGAUUCAUACAAUCCGAGAAGAAGUACAAGAUCAAUAGUGAAAGUGCAACAAAAUGUUUGUGCUGAAGUAGUUAGCAAAGAAGAAUUUGAAGGCAAAGAUGUUUCUGGAGUUACUUCCAAAGUAACAAAUACUCCAAAGAAAAGGAAAGCGGCUGAGAAAGAAGCCGAGGAUGAGCCUUUGGAUGUUGAGAUAAUAAAAAUAAAAAAACAAAAAGGAGUUGAAAAAAAAGCACCUGUUAAGGGAAGAAUUCUUCCUCUUAGGAGUGCAUUGAAAAGAAAUAAGAAAAAUGAUAUUGAAGAAGUGAAAGAAGAACAGAAAACAGAACUUGCAAAAGUCAAUGUUAAAGGGAAAAGGAAAAUGAAAAAAAGAAAGGAAGAAGAAGAGGUUCAAGAAGAAGAGGAGUUAGAGGGAAAUGAUGAAGAAGAGCAAGAAGAGGAGGAAGAACAAAAUGAGGAAGAAGAGGAAGAAGAGGAAGAAGAUGAGGAAGAUGAAGAAUGGGAAGAAGAAGAAGAAGAAAAAGAACAAAACAAGAUGCCAAAAGGUAUAUUUAGUAUACUAAAAUAUUAAACAUUGUAUUACAUGUUUAUCAAAACUUCUUAAUUGUAUGUUCUUCUCCAACAGAGAAAACAGUACCAGUGAAAGAUAG